AUGUCCCGGCGUCUGUUUUCCUCGGCGGUGCUGCUGCUUCUUUGCUGCGUGCUAAUAUGCUGCGGCGGCUGUGGGGCUGAGACCAACGCUGCGAAGACGCAGGAGACGUCGAGGGAGGUUGAGCUCUUCAAACCGGGGGAAACUCCAGUGUUUGCUGCUGGAGAAGAGGGCGAAAGUAGCUCUCUUUACGGAAGUGUCUCCUCAUUCCUCAGCCACUCCCUUCUUGACGUGAAGGGUGUGAUGGUUGCCCUUGCCAUCGGCGAACACGGCAGCGGUGACAGCAACGCGCGUCCCGGGAUUUGGGCCAAGUACAGUGCGUACGGGGCAGAUGUGAAGUUGAAAGAGGACGCCGCAUGGGAAGGAAAAGCGUGGAAGACGCAGCUUGUGACCAAGCGACCGGAAGAAGAGGGCUACCGUGUACUACCGCCUGGCCCCAAGGCCGUGGUGAAGGACAAUAAAAUACAUCUGCUCGUGUCAGCAGUGACGAAGGCACGCAUUUCUUUGGGUGAAGUUCACUGGGGCCUUGCGUUGAUUGUUGGUGAAGUUCAUGGGCCCGGGGAAGGGCGGGAAGAGCAAGGAGUCUCGUGGAGUAAACCCCGGCGUUGGAUUCCGUGA
This is a messenger RNA of Trypanosoma conorhini, 615 nucleotides long. Its product is annotated as trans-sialidase. Bases 1 to 615 code for a protein of 204 amino acids. The record is from RefSeq and is a predicted model, not a curated record. The transcript has a single exon. NCBI's taxonomy places the organism in Eukaryota, Euglenozoa, Kinetoplastea, Trypanosomatida, Trypanosomatidae.